GAGAUCCAUUUUUCAAAGGCUGCUGCUCAGCUGAGUCAGCAGCUGAUCUGCACCUAUCAGCUGAGUGUGUUUUUAAAUUAGGUAAAACGUGGACGCCACGAGAAUAGAUCAACAAUCAUAUCUUGAAUGGAAUUGCCAAGACAAAGACCCCACCAUGACAUUGGAGCUCUCUUUGCUGACACCCAGGGUUUUCUGCGGGUCAGUGCUCCCAUGGUGCGAUACAGUAAGCUGGAGUUUCGCAGAUUGUUGCGACAGAAUGGAGUCCAAUUGGCGUUUACCCCUAUGAUGAUAGCGGAUUCAAUCAACAACAGCGAGAAGGCUAGACAGAAUGAGUUUACGACUGGCCUCGAUGAUCAACCUCUCAUCGCUCAAUUUGCAGCCAAGGAUGCACUGGAAUUUGUUACAGCGUCACAACUCAUUUAUCCCUAUGUGGAUGGUGUAGAUUUAAAUUGUGGCUGCCCGCAAGGCUGGGCAAUAGCCAAAGGCUAUGGUUGCGGUCUUUUGCGGCAGCCUGAGCAGGUGCGCGACAUUGUUCAAAGUUUGCGGCGCACACUGCCUACAGAUUUCAGCGUAUCGGUGAAAAUGCGUCUCAUGAACAGCAGCGAUAACCAGACAUCAGUGCAUAAGACAAUUCAGCUGGCUCAGCAAUUGGAGCAUUGUGGCGUCACAUUCUUGACGCUGCAUGGACGGACACCCGCACAGAAGCAUUCCAAGGAUACACUUAAUGUGGAGGCCAUGGCCGAAGUCGCCAAAUCUCUGCAAAUUCCACUGAUAGUCAAUGGCAAUGUGGAAAGCUAUCAAGAUGCCUGCAAGCUGCACAAACAAACGCAGGCCGCGGGCGUCAUGGCUGCCCGUGGAUUACUUGCGAAUCCGGCCUUGUUCAACAGUGACUAUCCACUGGCAACUUCAACGCCAAAGGUGUGUGUACAGCAGUGGCUGGACAUCGCCGAGUCUGCGGGUGAUAAUUUGCAUUUCCAGUGCUUUCAUCAUCAUCUGAGUUUUAUGUGGAACAGCGCAAUGAAACGCGCCUUACGCGUUCAAUUCAACAGCCUCUGCAGUAGAGAGCAAGUACUGCAGUUCUUGGCCGAGCACUAUGAUAUCCGGCCUAGCUCUAAUAGCUCAACCUACCAAUAUACAAAUUGUACUUAUACCCACUUCACGCCACCCAAACAUGCUCGCCACCUGGCCGUGGAGGCGGAAGAUAGCGGUUGGGAUGCUAGAAGCGAUGGUAAAUAUUUCACAGACUUCAAAAGUCAGCAAGUCUCCAGCGAAAACGGGGACGAUCUUGAUCUGGGUGGACUAUUCCUAGACGACGAUUGAUGUGUGCUUAAAAUCAGUUAGAUAUAAGUUUGUGUGUAUUUUUGAGGUGGUUUGAGGCGACAGUUACAUGUAAAUAAAUUAAAUGGUAUUUCUUAAAAGUACGUUAAC
Molecule: messenger RNA, 1428 nt
Organism: Drosophila arizonae
Lineage: Eukaryota; Metazoa; Arthropoda; Insecta; Diptera; Drosophilidae
Gene: Dus4
Product: Dihydrouridine synthase 4
Biological process (GO): tRNA processing
Molecular function (GO): flavin adenine dinucleotide binding; tRNA dihydrouridine synthase activity
Source: RefSeq, a predicted model, not a curated record